Messenger RNA from Rhinichthys klamathensis goyatoka, 551 nucleotides. RefSeq names its product ubiquitin like 5 (gene ubl5). The record is from RefSeq and is a predicted model, not a curated record. Gene Ontology annotation, cellular component: nucleus; cytoplasm. The transcript is spliced from 5 exons. NCBI's taxonomy places the organism in Eukaryota, Metazoa, Chordata, Actinopteri, Cypriniformes, Leuciscidae. Gene Ontology annotation, molecular function: protein binding; protein tag activity. Gene Ontology annotation, biological process: protein modification process; mRNA splicing, via spliceosome. The coding region runs from base 140 to 430 and encodes 96 amino acids.
UGUCAGUCAAGCGUGCGCGCCUCUGAUUGGCCAGCCGUGAGCGGAUGUUUUCACUGCGUUGGUUUACGGCAAACGCUCGUGAGUGUGCGAGAGAAACGCGUCUGAUUUUCUGCGGGAACAAACGACAGAGAAAUCAGAGAUGAUCGAGGUGGUGUGUAACGACCGUUUGGGGAAGAAGGUUCGAGUCAAAUGCAAGUAUCCUUUGAAACGCCGUGUGAAAGUCCCAGUGUGUGUGUGUGUUAUGCUCUUAACCGUGUGUGUCAGUCAGGAGGACACGAUCGGGGACCUGAAGAAGCUGAUCGCGGCUCAGACCGGCACACGCUGGGACAAGAUCGUGCUCAAGAAAUGGUACACCAUAUUCAAGGACCACGUGUCUCUGGGAGACUAUGAAAUCCACGACGGCAUGAACCUCGAGCUGUAUUACCAGUAGAACACACACACACACACACACACACACACACACACACACACCAUGUCUCGACGCAUCAGAAUAUCUGUUCAGUUGAAUUGUUUUGAUAUUAUUUGGAAAUAAAACUCAUAUUUAUGUAUGA